Messenger RNA from Pseudomyrmex gracilis, 2300 nucleotides. RefSeq names its product ATP-binding cassette sub-family F member 1. The record is from RefSeq and is a predicted model, not a curated record. NCBI's taxonomy places the organism in Eukaryota, Metazoa, Arthropoda, Insecta, Hymenoptera, Formicidae. The transcript has 5 exons. The coding region runs from base 231 to 2231 and encodes 666 amino acids. Gene Ontology annotation, molecular function: ATP hydrolysis activity; ATP binding.
UACUCCACGACUAUUUCUGUCUCUUUUAACGAAGCUUCAGCUCCUCUUACAUGAGUGUUCCGUCUAUUAUUAAGUCUAUGAUUACGUCACGUGUAUGACGACAGUUCUCUUCAGCUAAUUGAAUGCAGCUGGAUUCGUGUGCAACUCCAUGCAACUUACUUUUGUGCAUGUGGAAAAAGAAAGGUUAGGGUUAGGUUAAGACGUGUGACUGCUUGUGACUACGUGCAGCGAUGUCGAGCAAGGCAAAGAAGAAUAAUAAAAUCAAGGACAGUGAGGUGAUUGUUGAGAAACCUGUCGGAAAAUCUAUUGAGAAAUCUGUUGAGAUGUCCGCUGAGAAUGGAGCAACCGAGGAUGUCACGAAGAAGCUCGCGGAUAUGGAGAUCGAGGCAGAAUCGCCGAGUAAGAAGCUCACGCAUAAGGAAAAGAAGAAACUGAAGAAGCAACAGGAGUACGAGCGAACGAUGGAAAUGCUGACAAAAGCUGGUGGUCAAGGUCAUAGCGAACUAGAGACCAACUUCACUGUCUCACAGAGUCAGACGCAACAACGUGGUAAUCAGCAGCUGGAUAACGCAGUUGAUAUUAAGGUGGAGAACUUCAGUAUAGCGGCCAAAGGCAAGGAGCUCUUCACCAAUGCCAGUUUGUUGAUAGCGCAAGGCAGACGCUAUGGUCUUGUGGGACCUAAUGGUCAUGGAAAAACUACUCUUCUUCGCCAUAUAGCCAAAAGAGCCUUCAAUAUUCCACCUACCAUAGAUGUAUUAUACUGUGAGCAAGAAGUCAUAGCAGAUAAUACACCAGCUGUAGAAGUAGUACUUAAUGCUGAUGUAAAAUGCAAAGAGCUUCAAGCAGAAUGCAAGAAGCUGGAGGAGAUGGCAGAGCAAGGAGACACUAGUAUACAGAACAGAUUGCAAGAAGUUUAUGAUGAGUUAAAGGCUAUCGGAGCCGAUUCGGCAGAACCUCGAGCCAGGAGAAUUCUCGCUGGUCUCGGAUUCAGUCGUGCAAUGCAAGAUCGCGCGACAAAGAAUUUUUCCGGUGGCUGGCGAAUGCGCGUUUCGCUCGCGAGAGCACUUUUCAUGGAGCCGACAUUGUUACUGUUGGACGAGCCUACGAAUCAUCUGGAUCUUAACGCGGUAAUCUGGUUGGAUAACUACUUGCAAGCCUGGAAGAAAACCUUGUUAAUCGUGUCACAUGACCAGAGUUUCUUGGACAAUGUGUGCACAGACAUCAUACAUCUCGACCAGCAGAAAUUGUUUUAUUAUAAAGGAAAUUAUAGCAUGUUUAAAAAGAUGUAUGAGCAAAAGAAGAAAGAGAUGUUGAAGGCGUACGAAAAGCAGGAAAAGAGAUUGAAAGAUCUGAAAGCAGCUGGACAGAGUAAGAAACAAGCAGAGAAGAAACAAAAAGAAGCUCUCACUAGAAAACAAGAGAAAAAUAGAACAAAGAUGCAGAAACAAGAAGAAGACACCGGACCUACGGAAUUGUUACAAAGACCGAGAGAAUACAUAGUGAAAUUUAGGUUCCCAGAUCCGCCACCACUUCAGCCUCCAAUCCUUGGUCUUCAAAAUGUAACCUUUGCAUAUGAAGGACAAAAACCACUGUUUAUUGGUGCGGACUUUGGUAUAGAUUUAAAUUCUCGAGUAGCUAUAGUUGGUCCUAAUGGCGUUGGCAAAUCAACCUUCUUGAAAUUGUUAAUAGGCGAUUUAACGCCUCAAAAAGGAGAACUCUCGAAGAAUCAUCGAUUGAGGAUAGGAAGGUUUGAUCAGCAUUCCGGUGAACAUUUGACCGCUGAGGAGACCCCAUCGGAAUAUUUGAUGCGUUUAUUCGAUCUUCCAUAUGAGAAGGCGCGCAAACAGCUCGGCACCUUCGGCCUUAGUUCUCAUGCACAUACCAUCAAAAUGAAAGAUCUGUCGGGCGGUCAAAAGGCGCGCGUAGCUCUGGCCGAGCUCUGUCUGAACGCGCCAGAUGUAGUGAUUUUGGACGAACCGACCAACAACCUGGACAUCGAGUCGAUUGACGCACUGGCUGAAGCCAUCAACGAAUACAAAGGUGGUGUCAUCAUCGUCUCGCACGAUGAACGUUUGAUCCGAGAUACAGAAUGCUGUCUCUACGUGAUUGAAAAUCAGCAGAUCAACCCGAUUGAUGGCGAUUUCGAUGACUAUAGAAAAGAAUUGCUCGAGAGUUUGGGCGAAGUUAUUAACAAUCCUAGUAUAGCUGCAAAUGCUGCCGUUUUGCAAUAAUUAAUCAUCGACAUAUUGUGGUGGCCUGUGACAUAAAAAAAAAAAAAAAAAAAAAAAAAAACGAUAAUU